Messenger RNA from Caenorhabditis briggsae, 4317 nucleotides. Bases 1 to 4317 code for a protein of 1438 amino acids. Gene Ontology annotation, biological process: intracellular signal transduction. Lineage: Eukaryota; Metazoa; Nematoda; Chromadorea; Rhabditida; Rhabditidae. The transcript has 27 exons. Gene Ontology annotation, molecular function: protein binding. The record is from RefSeq and is a predicted model, not a curated record.
AUGAGUCAUCUAAUACCCAAGUAUGAUUCUCAGGACACUUUUCGACUGUUCAUGGAAAAUGGGCAAAAAGACAAAGAAGAGGUCCCAUCGUCGACGUUCUCAGUGCUCCCUGCACAACCUCCAAACGGAAUGAGGAGGACAUUUGAAAAUUCGGGUAUAACCUUCGGUUCAUAUACAGCAAAAACUGUUACUGUCUACAAAGAGGGUGACCUACAUUUUGCGGGUGUCCGUGUUCCUGUAUCCAAACAACGUUACACAACCAUAGCUAAUUUGAUGGAUGAUCUCAAUCGGAUAAUAUAUUUGCCGUAUGGGGUUCGUAACAUCUCGACCUCGAUGGGAGGGACCGUUAUUAAUAGUUUAGAUCAAUUGGAACAUUUGGGACAAUAUAUUGCAUCGUCAUCAAACCCACCAAAGAAGGUCGAUUUAGAUAAAAUAAAGGAGAAAUUUUCGGCUACACAACGACGAGAACCACUAAGACUGACGGCUGGUGGAGAUUCGGUUUAUAUGUCUUCUUCUACACCGAAUGCUCUUCCUCGUACAAAAUUCACUUAUAAAAUUGACGAUACCCCUUCAGCCGUACAGCUAUUUUUCGUUCUUAAUGGCAAAGGAAAAUUCUACCGAACCACUAUAAGUCAAACGAAGGUUCCUACAAUGCACAUGUUGCUCGAAGAGUUAUCCACGAGUUUGGAGAUUGCAAUCCAUCGUCUCUAUGCACCCGGAGGAAAGUUGAUAACAUCCGUCGAGGAGAUCCUUCUUUUGGGAGCACCAAGGAUAAUCGCAUGUCCUCGUCAUGAGAGACCGAUUUUCAACGAUGCAUCCAAAGAAUUGGAAGAGAAAAUACGUCAGAUGCAUCCAUCUAAAUAUGCACCACGACAAAUUUAUAUGAGAACUGAAACAAAAUCUUCCGGAGGAUCCGUAGCCGCUGUCACUUCCGCUAGCUCUUCUGACAAUAGCAUUGAGAAAAGAAAACCAGCUCCAAGCCAAAACAAUCGUCUACUUAUCAGAAAGUAUCCAGUCGAAAAUGGAGUAUCCAAUGCUAAAAAUUCCACAAUUACUACUAGUUAUGUACCCAAAUCAUAUGCAACGAAAGCUAGGAAAAUAGCUCCAACAGUCUCGGCUGCAAAUGCAAUUAGUAGGAAAUCUCAAUCGAAAGAAAUCAGCAGGAAUUCGAAGAAUGAAGAUGAAUCAGCAGUAUCAAGUGCAACAAGCACUGGUCCUAUAGAUUCUGGGACUGGAACUUCAAUUAAUAGUCAGCAAUCAGAUAGACCAGCAAGCAUGACUGAGAAAAAAGCUCAAAUGAUUCGAGACGAACUUCGAGCCAAUCUAAGCAAUCAAAAUCGCCAAAGUAGUUCUGAGAAUUAUUCCGAGGAAGAUAUGAUUCAGGAAGAAGAAAGUGAUUAUGAGCACAUUGGAAGGGGAAUACAGAGUGGAACUAGCGAGGAAGAAAUUGAUAGUCGUGUUGGAACACAAGACAAUGCAUCGAGAAGAUCAGGUUCUCAUCAGAGCACUGUUCGUCAAACUCCAUCUACGCCAGGAUCAGAGAAACCAUCGAACCAUUCUAGAACAGCUUCUAUUCAGAGAACAAGGACAGUUAGUCGAGAAAACACCCCAUAUCAAGAAGUUUGUAACUUUCACUUUACUCCUUCCCGUCAAAGUACAGCAGCUUCUCGUCCAGUUUCUUCUCAAUCCCUCAAAUCGAAAUCAGCAAGUUUAUCGCGUGAAACGUCUGCAUCAACGGCAAUUCAAGAAGCAUCAGAUGAGGGGUUGGAAGAUGUGAAAGAAGAGAACAUUAGUGAAGAAAAAGAUGAUGUAUCUAUACGGUCUCCUGCAGCCGAAACUCCCGAUACUCGUUUACCAACCGCCGAAUCUAGACCAUCCACUGCUGGUUCUCAGAAAAGUUUUGCAAGUGACAGUUCCAAGGCAUUCAGCAGAAUGUCAAACUACAGUGAUAUGGAAGUGAUUCUUCCUUCUGACGAUGAACUGGAUGUAUAUCGGGGUGCUGACACACCUGAAAGAGAACGAAUUGACAGAGCAGCAACUAAAGUGACGCGUUUCAUGAGAAGAUAUGCAGCUGAGAAGAAAAAAGUGAAAUUUGAAGCUGAACUGCAGGAAUACUCAAUUGAGAUCUUACUCGGUGAACGAUAUGGUCUUGAUUUUGACACUCGGUUGUUUAUAAUACUGCAUGGAGAAGAGGAGUCUAGUGAGAAGCUCUACAUAGCUAAGACUGACUGGUUAUUAUCUCCAAUGAAUACAUAUGAAUCGUCACAGUGGAUACUUCAAACAAUGAAGGUUAAGAAGUUGGGAAUAUUGAAAAGCAUUGUAUUGGGUCACGAGCAGGAAGGAUAUGGUGCCGGAACUUUUAUUGAUCGAGUAGUGAUAACGGAAACUGAUACGGACCGUUGCUUCCAAUUCCAAAUUUCAAAGUGGUUUGAUAGCGGUCAGGUGGAUGGAUUGAUUGAAAGAGACAUCGGGUUGUCAGGUUACAUGUAUUGGGAUACCCCAGACCAUAAACAAUACAAACUAACACAAGGACGAUGGGAAAUUCGUUUGCAUUCUGUAUUGUCUGCCAUCGGAGGAACUACUUCAAAUGUGAUCAUCACUGCAUUUGGUGAACAUGAUUCGAGCUCUCACAAAAUUGUCAACAAGAACUUACUCAACAACCCUGCUGAACUUCGAUAUAUUCAACUUGACUUUGGUACAACGAUUGGAGAAAUACGAAAACUUCGUGUAGAGCUUGAGGAAGCUGGAGACAAACCUUUCUACUAUUUGGAUCGUGUCGAAGCACUCGAUCUGGAUAGUAAGCAAUGUUGUGUUAUCAUGGUCAACGGAUGGCUUCAUACUAAACAGACACCAGGAUUCGAGUACUGGCAACCAUUUCGAGAAGCACCAUUCUUUGCGAAAGAUUAUUUCACAUCUUCUGUGAAAACUUAUCACGGAAGUGUGGUAUUCAGUGAUAAAACCCUAAUUGACGCUGAAAAAGAUCAAAUUUGGCUAAGAUAUAUUCAUGCAGAUGAAGGAAAUGGAGAUGUACGGGCAGAGUCAUCAGGUGCUUUUCCAGUUAUUCCAGUUGUGGGAGAGAAUGGAGAAAUUGAGUACAAAUUCAAAGUUGACUUCGUCACUCAGAACAACAAUAUGACUAUUCGAGUGGAUCCGACACUUACCAAAUUAGGUUAUGAUUUAAUGGACGGAAUGGAUGUUCUACAAGAAGUUAUGGAUAGUGUGUUGAAAAAUAAAGAACAUAUUGUUUUUGGUCAAGAGCUUUUCAUCGAUCACAUCACCACUUUUUAUGGUGAGCAUUGCCCGUACUACACAAUUUAUGCAACUUCGGGUGUGGUUGCUGAUGAAGAUUUAAAUGAAAAUCCAUUCUUUAAACAUCUUGCUGCUACUGUUUUUCCUGCGAAUCCAACAAAACGACAACUACAUGAAUCCGAAGACCUUCAAGAAGACGAAAUGGCGAAUUGGGAGCUCACAAUGAUAUUGGAUAACUUGAAACCGGGAACUCCAAUCAUACCAACAGUUGUUCUAGUUGCAAAUGACAGAAGAACAUUUGAAAUGGAAUGUAUGAUGGCCAAUCCUAAUCCAAUUCCAAUUGGGUGGACAAUAAAAUACAAUGUAUUUUUAGGUUUUGAAUUUUUUUUUGUAGUCAUAUUUCAGCUGACUGCUCCCAACUUUGGAAAUCCACGGAAAUGCAGAAUUUCCUGCGAAGAAACGAAUGAUGACACUUAUACCAAUGUUAAUAAGAUAUUCUUAACCGAAAACAAAACGAAAACUCACGUCUUCAUAAAAGAACAAGAAUCCGAGUUGGAAGGAUAUGACACUCAUGAAUUUGAGUGUCAUUAUCCAGAUGAUGGUGGAAGACAUUCCGUUGAAUACUUGAUCACAAUGAGAACGGAAUCAGGAAGUGGAGAGUUUCGUCCGUAUAUAAAUGUUAUUGGAAAGAAUGGAGACACUGGAUAUAGAGCAUUCACAGCUAACAAACCUUUUGUGGUCAAAGAAUUAUCCACAAACGCUAUAAACCUUGGAGAUCUUGUAAGCGUAGAAGUGUGGGCAAAAACUGGAAAAGUGAGUGAUCCAACUGAAAAUAUGAAAUUAACAACUGACCUGUUUCAGCCUGAAAACUGGAGAGGAACACUUGAAGUUGCGUUUUUGAGUCAGUUGUACGAAUCGAACAUAAUAGAAAUAUCAAAAAAUGGACAAAUCGCCCAAUCUCCAUUGAUAUUAGUGGAACGAGAAGGAAUUGAAGAUGAAGAAGAAGAUGGGCAUGGCCUAGAAACAGAGGAAGAAUACGAAUAUGAUGAGGAGGAACGAUAUUAUUAG